This is a messenger RNA of Microthlaspi erraticum, 2055 nucleotides long. The record is from the annotation of a GenBank genome assembly. NCBI's taxonomy places the organism in Eukaryota, Viridiplantae, Streptophyta, Magnoliopsida, Brassicales, Brassicaceae.
AUGGAUACAUCUUCGAAUUCACCGGGACUGAAGCGGAACUCGAAUGAUGUUGGAUGGGAAUACGGAUCUCUCUGUGACCCGAAAAACCCAGAUAGGCUUAAAUGCAAGCUGUGUGGGAAAGAAAUGGGAGGAGGUGUGUACAGGAUCAAAGAACACAUAGCUCACCGUAAAGGAAAUGUCACACCUUGUCCAAGAUCUACAAAAGAAGAUCAGUCCAAGUGUAUGAAAGCGGUCAUGGAAUCAAUCAACAAGAAAAAGAAAAAGAAAGGAGAAGCUGGUGAUGUAGUGGAUGCUGAUUUGGAAGCAAAUCUUGAAAGUUCGAAACUUUCUACGUUUCAAGGUCCAGUGGAUAAGUUUGUGACGGGUGUUACAGAGCAAGAAGAGACUAAUAGUAUGCAUGUGGUGCAACAAACUUGUGCUAGAUGGUUGUAUCGGUCUGGUGUUCCUUUUGAUGCUGUUGAGAGUGAUUCUUUUAGGUCGUUUUGUGAAGCGUUAGGGAGAUUAGGACCUGGUUGGGUUCCUCCGAGUCAGUGUGAGUUGAGGGAAACGUUGUUGAAGGAAGAAGAGGAAGCAGUUAAGGAGAAGCUAAAGAGUCUAGAGGGAGAAUGGGAAGAGAAUGGUUGUUCUAUCUUGAUGGAGACAUGGAGUGACACAAAGAAGAAGAAGAAGAAGAUGAUGAGUUUGUGUGUCAAUUCGAGAGGAGGGACGUGUUAUCUUUCUUCGAAAGAGACUCUUAAAGAAUCUGAGACUGGUGAGUUUAUCUUUGAGUACGUAGAUAAAUGCAUGGUAGAUGUUGUUGGCGCUGAGAAAGUUGUUCAAGUGAUUACAGACAGUGCAGAGAACAAUUUAGCAGCGGCAAAGAUGUUGAAAGAGAAGAGACCGGGGAUAUUUUGGUCAUGUUGCGCUGCUCACACAUUGAAUUUGAUGCUUGAAGACAUUGUUAAGCUGCCAAAGAUCUCAGAGUACAUUGAUAAAGCUAAGGCUUUGACCAUGUUCAUAUAUGCUCAUGAGGAAACCUUGGAUAUGAUGAGAGAUUACACUAAAGAAAGAGAUGUUGUGAGACCUGGAGUCACAAGAUUUGCUACAACUUUCUUGACUUUGCAGAGCUUGUUGGAGAAGGAACAACAUCUAAAGUCAAUGUUUGUUAGCAGUGAUUGGAGUAGAUGCAAAGAUUCCAAGUAUUUAAAGGGUAGAAGUUCUUACUAUACCUGCUUGAGUCCUGCGUUUUGGAACGGGAUCUCGCGAGCUGUGAAGCUUUUAGAGCCUUUGGUGAAAGUUCUUAGGAUGGUUGAAGGAGAGAAAAAAGCUUCAAUGGGGUUUAUCUAUGGAGAAAUAGUAGAAGCCAAAAGAUCUAUCAAAGCUGCUGCUAAUGACUUGGAAAGGUACUACAAACCUAUCUUUGAGAUCAUUGAUGAGAAAGUUAAAGGUAGAUUGGAUUCUCCAUUGCAUUUGACUGCCUACUUGUUAAACCCUUUUUACUUCUACAACGAACCAACCGUUAAGCUGGAUGAGAAACUCAUGAAUGGCUUUCUCAGUUGUGUUGAGACUUUUUACCAUGGUGAGUUUGAGAAACAGGAUCAAGUCGUUAACCAUGAGUUUAGAGAUUAUCGAGAUAAGCUUAAGUUGUUUGGAAUACCUUUGGCUUUGAGAGGAUGUGAAAAGAAUAAGGACGAGUUUAAUCCAGGGAAUUGGUGGUCAUUAUACGGAUCUCAUGUGCCUAAUUUGGCAAUGCUAGCGAGAAAGAUUCUCUCUUUAGCUUCUAAUUGUCAACGAAACUGGAGUGUUUUUGAAGAGAUUCACAAGAGUGAGAGGAAUACACUAGACGCUGAUCAAAUGAACAGUCUUGUGUUUGUUCAAUUUAAUUCGAAGCUGUUCAACGAGCAAAAGAGGAUCAAAGAGGAAAAUUUGGAUGUGCUCGUGGGUGGUGAUGAGGAAAAUGUAGAGGAGUGGUUUGUUGAGUUGGAUCAAGAUGGAGAAGAAGAAGUUAUUGAUGAAGAUGAAGAUGGUGAUUCUGCUUUCCACUUUGUGUUUGAAUCAGACGAUGAGCUACUGUAA